AUGGUCUUUUGGUACCGCAUCCCAGCAACAGAGAAGCUUGGCAGCUCGGAUGGAGCAGACAACGGUAGUUCCCCGCGUAGUGGCAGUAUGAGGUAUUCGCGUGACGCAGCACCAACCGUUGACCGGUUCAGUGUCCGUCCAACUGCGAUUCAAGUCGGAAUCCUCAAUUUAGAUGCCGAUGAGCAGGCUAAUUUGCGUCGGGUUCUCUUGCUUCGUGAUCUGUACAGGACGGUAGACGCAAUUGAUGACAUUUUGAAUAUGGAUCAUGAGUUACAUACCGAGCAGCGUACAGUAGACGCUGACUGGCAUUUCACGUCUCAGAGGGGAGGUACAAGGCCUGAUUCAGCACGUCAGCCAAAUGAAAUAGAUGCAACCUGUCUACAAGACACAUGUGAGGCCAUAUGA
Molecule: messenger RNA, 405 nt
Organism: Talaromyces stipitatus ATCC 10500
Lineage: Eukaryota; Fungi; Ascomycota; Eurotiomycetes; Eurotiales; Trichocomaceae
Exons: 2
Coding region: 1-405 (134 amino acids)
Source: RefSeq, a predicted model, not a curated record